GCGGGAGUGACAGAGGAAAGUCCCCGCUGAACCUCUGCGCUGAUUGUUGAUGAGACUCGAGGCGGAUCGAGGAGUCGCUUGAGACCGCAGUUAGUUUUUCAGCAUCAUACCCAUGAUAAACGUGAGAAAGAAUCAGGGCGACGUUCUCAAAAACAGCCUCUUUUCAAAUAUAUAUGCUGUACAGUUGUUGAUAAACCUUUGCUGUCCUGUUGUACAAUGGCAAUAAUCUUACGACUGCAAGGCCUCGACGUGAAGGCCGGCACUGAAGAUAUACGUUCAUUCUUCGAAUUCCUUCACAUUCCAGAUGGCGGAGUUUACAUACUUGGAGGAAGUCUGAGAGAAGCGUUUAUUGCAUUUAACACAGAAAGGGAUGCCCAGCUCGCCAUGCGGUUGACAGGAAAUGUUCUAAAGGGGUCUCCGGUGAGUCUGCAUAUAAGCAGCAUGGCAGAAAUGGAGCUCAAACUUAAGUCAUUGUUAAAGAAGAAGGAACGCUCCCCUGCGCAGGUCACAGACAAAGGAACAAAGUGUUCCAAGGGUGCAAAACCACAUUUGAAUGGAAGGAUUCCUAGCCCCAAAGAGGCAGAUCUACGACCUACAAGACCACUUGAUCCCAGGAAACUGUCACUUGCUACAAGUCAGCAAGCUUCAACUGCACCCUCACUUGAUUCAGGUACUGCCUUUAUCCUCGGAGUUUGCUCUGUUCUUCAAGGUCUCCAGUCAUUCCAUCAGGGAGAAAAUGAAACAAAGGCUGACCCCACAGCUGUGUCUGAUGAGGUACAGACACAAGAGCAAAGUCUGGUUUCAAGCCCAGGCUAUGUCAGGCUCUUCGGUCUGCCAGCCUCAACCACAAAAGAUGACAUCUGUCAGUUUUUCAGAGGGUUGACUGUGCAGGAAGUCAUAGUGAAUGUGAAGUUGGGAAUUAGCCAUGGCUGCCUUGUGAAGUUCGCCAACAUGCAGGAUGCAAGUGAUGCACUUCUCUUCAAUCAACACCAGCUGGGCAACUUCACCGUGGAGGUCCGUGGAGCAACAGAGAAGAUGUGGACUAGUGCACUGCAUGAAUGUGAAAAUGCAUUGGAUGAUGGUUCCAGAUUGAAACCUAAUCGAAGCCCUUUUAGAGAAACUCCAAACCACAAACCCCCCUCUGUACUGUGGAUGAAGAGGGGACCUAUCAGCCUGCUGUCAUCUAAAUCAGCGAAAAAGCCGAAAUGUGAUGACUUAACUACGAUAUGGCCAACGAAAGAGUACAUUGUGAAGGUCAGUAAUCUGCCCCCCACGAUGACAAAGACUGAAAUAAAAGAAUUAUUUGGAUGCCCGACCAUUCCACACAAACAUGUACUGCAUUUUCUUGACCAGGAAGGCAAUAGAACCGACGUAGCUUUUAUCAUUUUUAAAUGCACUGCAGAUUAUGACUAUGCAAUAAACCUUGAUGGUUGCCAUGUGGGCUCUGCUGCCAUUGAGGUGACAUCAAUCACAAGGUUCAUGAUGAGGAAAAUGAUGGCUAAAACCCAUCCAAGGAGUCAGAAUCAUACUCUGAAGAUGGGCACAAACAAACGAAUGAAUCGAACGGGCUUCUCUGAUCUAGUUGAACCACCAAGCUGGAACCGAGACCCAGCAGCCCAGACGUGCCUGUUUGUCAGAAACAUGCCAGCUGACGUACAGGAAAGUCAGAUAAGAAGCCUUUUCUUCAAAUACAAACUUGCCAAAGAGAAUAUCUUCUUGCUGCGGGACAGUGACGGCAGGGGCAUUGGUGAGGCCGUGGUCCAGUUUAAAUCACCCAAGCAUGCUUCACUUGCUCAAAGACUCCACAGACGGGACUUCUUGGGGUCUGAAGUGCUUCUCACUCCCAUAAAUGGGAAGCAAAUGAAAGACAUCUUGGGGCAAGAAAUGUUGAAGUGAACGAUCAAAUGCCUGCACAGUGAUCAAGGAGUGAUUGGGAGUUGUUAAGUUUGCUAAACAGUUCAUCUUUCAACUGUAAUCUACUGAGUUACGUUUCCUGGUUGUAACCGUUUUCAUCAUGAUGUAAAAUUUCUACACUUUCCCUCUGAGGACAUCUUAUACAUUUUAAAAUAAAUGUAUUAGAACUGUU
Molecule: messenger RNA, 2086 nt
Organism: Labrus bergylta (ballan wrasse)
Lineage: Eukaryota; Metazoa; Chordata; Actinopteri; Labriformes; Labridae
Gene: rbm12ba
Product: RNA binding motif protein 12Ba
Cellular component (GO): ribonucleoprotein complex
Molecular function (GO): RNA binding
Source: RefSeq, a predicted model, not a curated record